Messenger RNA from Lynx canadensis (Canada lynx), 2374 nucleotides. RefSeq names its product growth factor independent 1B transcriptional repressor (gene GFI1B). The record is from RefSeq and is a predicted model, not a curated record. Gene Ontology annotation, cellular component: nucleus. Gene Ontology annotation, biological process: regulation of transcription by RNA polymerase II. Gene Ontology annotation, molecular function: DNA-binding transcription activator activity, RNA polymerase II-specific; RNA polymerase II cis-regulatory region sequence-specific DNA binding. The coding region runs from base 644 to 1726 and encodes 360 amino acids. The transcript has 7 exons. NCBI's taxonomy places the organism in Eukaryota, Metazoa, Chordata, Mammalia, Carnivora, Felidae.
UCCUUCCCCUGUGCUGGGGUCAAGUCCGGGGAAGCGUGAAUUUGACCUUUCUUCUCAAAGGUCACCUCUGCAAGGACGAGUGGAGCCUCUCUAGGGACCGUCUGGGUGGCUUUGGAGCCCCGCGCUCCUGGCUUGGGAUGGAGGGAGAGAGACAGAGACAAAGGAAGGAAGGGGGAAAGUGACGAGUUUGUACAAAAUCAGGUGUACGAGGCAGCACUUUAUUUUCACUUUAAUUUCUUUUUAAUGGGAUGAUUUAGCCGCUCCUUUCUCUUCCAGCAGGUCUGGGGCGCGGAGGGGCGCAGAGCGCCGCUCCCAGGGCGGAGGGCUGGCGGGCGGGAGCGCCGUCGGGCCCGGGAAGCUUUGAUAAGCAAAUGCCGGGGCGCUCUCUAUUGGCUGCUCCUUCACCGCCAGAUUUUGACACAAAUAAUCAGAUUGAAAAUCAAGGAGGGGAACAGAAGAGGGAAAAAAAAAAAAAAAACAGAGAGAGAGAGUGAGAGAGGGAAAGGGAAAAAAAAAAGGAGAAGUAUCUAUUGGAGCAGAGUCCGAGGUUGACAGAGUGGAGCCGGUCCCCAGAGAGGCUGAGUGAGGUUCCCACCAAGACCCGCCACCGAUCCGGACGCCAGGUGUGGGGUGUGCGCUCACAAUGCCACGCUCCUUCCUGGUAAAGAGCAAGAAAGCUCACACCUACCACCAGCCCCGCCUCCAGGAAGAUGAACCCAUCUGGCCUCCUGCCUUUAGCCCUGGGGCCAGGGACCAGGUCCUGAGCAACGAUCCCGUCCUCAGCACCCUGUUCCCGAACCAGCGCCUGGCCUGGACUGACCUCAAACGGGAAACAGAGCUGGAACUGGACCAGAGCCUGACCAGGACGGCCUUGGUGCCAGAGGGCCCCGCUGUGAUGCCCCGAUCCCAGGACAGGGACUCCGACUCACCCCCGUUCUACAAGCCCAGCUUCUCCUGGGAUGCCCUGGCCUCCUCCUAUGGCCACAGCUACCGGCAGGCCCCCUCCACCAUGCAGUCUGCCUUCCUGGAGCGCUCCGUCAGCCUGUAUGGGAGCCCUCUGGUGCCCAGCACUGAGCCGCCCUUGGACUUCAGCCUCCGCUGCUCCCCGGGCAUGGACGCGUACCACUGUAUCAAGUGCAACAAGGUGUUCUCCACCCCACACGGGCUCGAAGUGCACGUCCGACGCUCCCACAGCGGGACCCGGCCCUUCGCCUGUGACAUCUGUGGCAAAACGUUCGGCCACGCCGUGAGCCUGGAGCAACACACGCACGUCCACUCCCAGGGGAUCCCGGCAGGGCCCGGUCCUGCACCCAGCGUGGCAGUCCCGGGUCUCGAGGCCCCGCCUGCGCCUGACCCCCCGGGGCCUCGUUUCCUCCGGCAGGAGCGCAGCUUCGAGUGCCGGAUGUGCGGCAAAGCCUUCAAGCGCUCAUCCACCCUGUCCACGCACCUGCUCAUCCACUCGGACACGCGGCCCUACCCCUGCCAGUUCUGCGGGAAGCGUUUCCACCAGAAGUCGGACAUGAAGAAGCACACCUACAUCCACACCGGUGAGAAGCCACACAAGUGCCAGGUGUGCGGGAAGGCCUUCAGCCAGAGCUCCAACCUCAUCACCCACAGCCGGAAGCACACUGGCUUCAAGCCCUUCAGCUGUGAGCUGUGCACCAAAGGCUUUCAGCGCAAGGUAGACCUGCGGCGGCACCGGGAAAGCCAGCACAAUCUCAAGUGAGGCUGCACCCGCCCCCGGCUCCGGGCCAGCCCGCCCUGAGGUCCCGAGACCCAGAGGGAGGCCGGCCUCGUGCACCCACCCCCCCCACCCCCCCCCCACCCCCAGUCCCCUGGAGUCAGCACCGGACGGGAAUCUUGCAGCCUGUUUUGAGACUCACGAAAUUGCUGUGUGACCUCGAGCAAGUGGCUUUCCCUCUCUGGACCGACAUGUUCCUGCGGCAAAGGGUGGGGACUGGGUCGGGUCUUUUCUGAGCUGAAGUUGUCUAGAGAUCUAAGAGCUUGGGCGCCUUCCCCAGGGCAGAGCCCAGAAGGCCAGCGUAGCCCGCUGUGGACAGGGGGAGGCCGAGAAUAGACCGGAACUGGGAUCCACAGAGAAAUCUUCCCCCCGCCCGCUGCCCUUCGUGCUGAGAUCUGGUUUUCAGCGGGCCUCUUUCUGGCUGCCACGGAUGGCCAGAGCCUUCUCCUGCCCCAGAGGGAGGCCUGACACCCCUCUGCCUCAGGCAGUGCUGCUGGCACUCAGCUGGCCAUGGGGGUUCCAGUUCUGCUUUGAGGCCAUGGGGCUGGAGAAAACAGCAGUUACCGCCAUCAAAAGCCUGUCCCUCUCAACUGCUGUAAAUCCAAAUAAAGACACAGGUUUAUUUACAUUUGA